Lytechinus pictus (painted urchin) is the source of this 4324-nucleotide messenger RNA. RefSeq names its product myotubularin-related protein 14-like. The coding region runs from base 456 to 2348 and encodes 630 amino acids. The record is from RefSeq and is a predicted model, not a curated record. The transcript has 21 exons. Gene Ontology annotation, biological process: dephosphorylation. Gene Ontology annotation, molecular function: phosphatidylinositol-3-phosphate phosphatase activity. Lineage: Eukaryota; Metazoa; Echinodermata; Echinoidea; Temnopleuroida; Toxopneustidae.
GCUGUCGCAUGAUGAUAUGACCGUAAUGUUGACUCUCAAGUAGUCGGAGAUCAUUCAGAGUCUACUGCGACAAAAUAUGAGUUUUAGUCGAAAAAUUAAGGAAGAAACAAGGAGUCAUUUACGUUUGCAUUUUCUAAACGCUUUGGCUUAAUUUUCGUCCAAGCAGGAAAAGAGAAUCGGACAUUUUAGCUGCUCAUUUGUAUUGUGUGGAUCAUGGAGUCCACGUCCGGUACCGGUACGUGACUGAGUGAGAAUUCGACGAGCACUGAGCUGAGCUGUGCUACCGUAACGGUACCUGCAUGCUGAGCAAGCUGAGUACGAGUUGAGGCGAGCGAUCCGCUAGCCGCCACUCAUCCUACGAUUACGAACGAGGUUAUAUUAUAAUAUAGCCGCUAGGUUCCGUAUUGUGUACAACAAGUCUACAAAUCAUACACAGCAUUGAUAAGAAAAAAAAGAUGGGGGAAAGUCAAGGAGCAGCAGUUGUGAACGAGACUGACUUGCGUCAAAUAUUGGAUCACUUCUCUAAGACUCAAUACAGAGCUCGUGAUGGCAGUAGCAAAGUUGAAGGAUUUGAGAGGAAAUGUUUGGCUUUAUUUGCAAAGGAUUACAAAUACUCAGUAAUCCUGAAUUCCAAUGGGGAGUUAUGUGGUCACUACCCAGGCAAGCUAGUUGUACUAGAGUAUAUGCUUGGAACAGAUGGGCUGCUGGGAGAAAGAGACCAUGUGGAGAGUAUGUAUGAUGUUGCCAAGCUGAGAGAGAUGAUGUGCCGCUCAAGAUUUGCAAGGUGUAGGGAAAGAUUUGUCAUGCCAGUUAUCCUUUGUGAUGGCAAGCAUAUUUGCAGAUCAGCCACUCUCUCUGGAGGGCCUGAAAUAUAUGGGCGUUCAGGAUUCAAUUACUUUUUCUCAGGAGGUGAAAGUGCAGAACCAGAGGAUGAAGAAACUUUUACCAGUCUGAGUAGGAGUCCAUCUACAAGUAGCAAUGAUUGGCCAUUGUUUGACCGGUACAGAGGUCAAGAUAUCAAGUUGUUGAAGAUGCUGUCUGUGACGACUGUAUGUGACCUUAUGCUGGAGAAUAAGAAAGUCAAGUUUGGAGUCAAUGUAACAUCAUCAGAGAAAGUUGACAAGGAGCAUCGGUACUCUGAUUUCUGCUUGCUAUCAUUGCCGUAUCCUGGAUGUGAAUUCUUCAAAGAUUUCAGAGAUAAUGGCUUCAAUGGUGUUAAUCUCUUCUUUGACUGGUCCCAGGACUUUGUUGAUGCUGAUCUGAGUAUUCCAGACAGAGUAGCCACUGCAACUGGCAUUGAUUGGCAUGUUUACAGGUCAUGGGAUCUGGUAAGGAUAACACAAAACUACUUGAAGCUACUCCUGUUCCUCAUCAAAGAUGGAGAUUCUGGUGUUUUAGUUCACUGUAUAUCAGGCUGGGAUCGCACACCUCUUUUCAUCUCUCUUCUCAGGCUUUCUCUUUGGGCAGAUUGCAAAGCCCAUGCAAAUCUCAGUGCAGCUGAAAUACUCUAUCUCACAAUAGCAUAUGAUUGGCUCUUAUUUGGGCACAAUCUAUGUGACAGAUUAGGGAAGGGAGAGGAUGUUUUCUUCUUCUGUUUCAACUUUCUGAAACAUAUCACAUCUGAUGAUUUCUCAUUAAUCCAAAGAAGUAGACGACACAGAGCAUCAAGUAGAGCAGACUCAGAAUCAUGUCUUGAACCUAUGGUGUUAUUAGAUCUAGAAGAAAGCAGAAAGCACAAAUUAGGCAGUAACUCCAGUCUUAGUAGUAACAUCAGUAUUACAAGUAUCAGUAGCACAAGUUCACCUAUCUUAACAUCUGUUCAAGACUCUAGCAGUAAAGAAGAGACAAGAAACGGGGAUAUUCAUCAAACGUCAAAUGGUGCUGUCAGAUAUAAUGUACCAAAGUCAUCAAUCCACCGGCCUGAGAGUGCAAAGCAAACAAUCAUCCAAUCAGCAACUAGUCCUGUAGCAGUACCCAGGUCAUGUCGAAGGUCAUCGGCUGAUAUGGCAAAGUCAACAUCAUCAGCAUGUGGAAGUUGGCAGAUAAUAUCAGGUACAGGGAGUGUAAAGGGGUACUUCUCCGCCCGAGACUCUCCUCUCACUAUCAAUUCAGACAUCUCAAGUGGAUCAUGUAGCUCAGCUAACAGCAACCCACCAAUACCUGAACACAUUCCUGAGGAGAGCUUAAGAAAACAGAGACUAGACCAAGUCCGUAUGGAGUUCAACAAGAUAUACUCAUCAGUGAUUGGACCAAGGUAUGCAAUGGAACCCAGCACUGGUUUAGGGAGUGUGAUAGGAAGCCUAGUUACCAAAGUAGGACUCAAAGGUGGAAGGGGACAAUAUGUAUAACACAUGACCUUUCACAUAUGACUCUAUCUUUGUGAUGCUCUAAUUCUUCAUUUUUCAGAGGUGCCUGUUAGGAGUGCAGAUGGCAUGUAAAGCACAUGGCAUGUUGCAUAUGACUCUGAUGUCUGUUUGUACAUGGAAUUUUACCUUUCACAAAGUCUUCACACUUGAGAGGCGGUGGUUGAAAUGAAAGAUGGAAGCCCAAGAUCUCUCACUUAUCACAAUACUUGUUCAGAAGUAGAAAGUCUUUUGGAGGUGGCAGACUAAAUACAUCACCCCAGGCAUAUUACAGAUGGCUUGAUCCAACUCAUCUGUGACUCCUCAAGCAUGAUAAUUUUUGAUUGAUUUGCAGCCCAAGUUCUCAAUUUCAAACUCCAGUAGAAUGUUUGUAAGUUUGAUUUUGAAAGCUGCCAUAUUUUUCUUGAUCAUUUAUGCAUAGAAUCUGAAAAGAUACAAUGUUUUUCUGGUAGAUUUUGUAAAUUUGGGAUGAAUACUGUCUGCUGAAGUGAAUACUGGUAUAACAAUUACUGCGAAUGAUUUGUAUGUCAUUUCCCCCAACACCAAACCUUCAGGAUUGGGAAAUGUGAUUUUUUUUUUGCAUUUCUAUGGUUACAUCCUGAAGACUCAUCAUAUUGGCAAGUGCUAUCAUUGAUGUGAUCUAUUGAGUUAUUCUAAAUCACAGCUGAUGGUAGAGCUAAAGGCCACCGCACAGAAUAAAAUGUAAUAGAAUUUGAUGCUAAUAUUGAGACUUGGAAUAUCUUACUGAGUAAUGUUCGAAAUCAUCGUACGAAUACCUAUGAUCAAAUUUGUGACUAUGCUAUCAUCCUUCUUAGAAUAAAAGCGAAUCUAAUGUCUAGUCGUAAUGACGUCAUAGCAGUCUUACGAUUGGCUACGAUUUGAAACUAAUUUGGACUUUACUCCAAAAUAAGGGCUUGCAAUCAUUCAAAAUUGUUAUGAUAUUAUUAUUUCAAUUAAUUUUAACCUCAAAUAUAAUGAUAUGUUCCAUUCACAUCUUCAGAAAAUGAGCAAAAUGCGAUUUGUUCCAAAAUCGGGUCGCAGACCAGUCGUAAGGUGUGCGGUCGCCUUAAGAUAUAUAGCCUCAUAUGUGCUUUCAGCAGCAAUACCAACAACACACGUUGCACUGGGAAUGAUCCACUGUCUCUAUAUCUUCUGAGAAAAACUAUAGGAACAGGUGUUUUAUGAUUGACACCCAUUUCUAUGGGAUGUUCAUUGAAUUGCGUAAAGAUGUUUUUACAUAAUAGGUCCCUGGCUGCAAAGUCUAGAUCUUGAAUUCAUUCCACUAUUGGCUCUGUAAUGAGUCCAGUCUGUUCCACCAGCUUAUGAAAUAACCUGUCAUAAUAUCGCUCAAUAAAAGGCAAUCAGCUUUAUUUUCGAACUUUACUCUGUAAUCUCCUUAUUGAUUGUAUUUAGACAGGAUAUAAAUUUUAUUAUAAAAGAAAUUGUCAUAUAGAGAAGAUUUGUUGGGAAGAUUUGGAAGAUAUAAAGUGUUAACAUAGUUUAAAGCCAUUACUGUUAGAAUAUAAAGAUCAUUGUGUAUUGAUUGGUGUACCAUGAUUAAAACACGUGUCUUAAGAAAGUAUUUUGAUGGUAGAAAAUAAUCAUAAUUUUGAAAAGGGGAUAUAUACUACAUUGUAGCUCAAACCUGGAAGGUCGCAAAUCUUGAGAAUGGCAAUCAGCUCGAAAAAGUAAUGUCAAUGCAGCAGAUCCGCAUACUACAACAUACUUGAGUGCCCCCUCCAGAAAAAAUGAAUAAGUAAAUGAAAAAAAAGGCAUGUUUUAUGUAAUAUUUAGGCCCAUUUUUAUAUGAUAAGCUAUAUGAUAGUCCUGAUAUUAGUUUUGUACAUUUUUUUUUUUUUUUUUUUUUUUUUUUUUUUAGUAAAUCCACUUCAAACCCACAACUAUAAAUGCCAAAAUAUAAAAAUCUUGCCAUUCCUGGUUAUUUCAGCUUAAUUGAAAUA